Messenger RNA from Protobothrops mucrosquamatus (brown spotted pit viper), 5488 nucleotides. It is a transcript of the gene COL4A5, whose product is annotated as collagen type IV alpha 5 chain. Gene Ontology annotation, cellular component: basement membrane; collagen trimer. Bases 1 to 5124 code for a protein of 1707 amino acids. Lineage: Eukaryota; Metazoa; Chordata; Lepidosauria; Squamata; Viperidae. Gene Ontology annotation, molecular function: extracellular matrix structural constituent. The record is from RefSeq and is a predicted model, not a curated record. The transcript has 51 exons.
AUGAAGCUGCGCCCGGGCGCCCGUCGCCUCCUCUUGCUGCUCGCCCUGGGACUCGGCGCUUGGGACGCCCAGGCUGCGGUGGGUCUUGCUCGGCUCCCUUCGGAUGCCCCCGGAGGGGAGAGCGGGGCGGGCAGGGCGUGCCAUGGGUGUUCCAAAAGCACUACGUGUGACUGCAGUGGACAUAAAGGAGAAAAGGGUGAUCGAGGUUUCCCAGGUUUAGAAGGCCAGCCCGGUUUGCCUGGAUUCCCUGGCCCAGAAGGACCAGCUGGAUCCCGUGGCGAGAAGGGUGAUGGUGGAUUUCCAGGGGCUACAGGACCCAAAGGCAUUCGAGGUCCUCCAGGGUUACCAGGUUUUCCGGGAACACCAGGGCUUCCUGGACUGCCCGGUCAGGAUGGACCUCCAGGGCUCCAAGGUAUCCCAGGAUGCAAUGGAACGAAGGGAGAACGUGGUUUUCCAGGCAACUCGGGUUUCCCAGGUUUGCCUGGACCUCCCGGGCCCGCCGGUUUGCUAGGAAUGAAGGGUGAAAAAGGAGAUAUUAUCACCUCUCCCCUCCCUGGACAGAAAGGUGAUCCAGGAUUUCCCGGUCCACCUGGAAUUCAAGGCUCUGCCGGUCCCCCUGGUGUAGAAGGUCCAUUUGGUCCUCCCGGACCCCGAGGUUUGACGGGUCCUCCUGGUCCCCCAGGACUGCCAGGUCCUAAGGGCAAUAUGGGCGUGAAUUUCCAAGGAUACAAAGGAGAAAAAGGUGAACAGGGACUUCAAGGACCCCCAGGGCCACCAGGACAGAUCGGCGAACAGACGGGAAAUAAUGAUAUAGUAUUUCAAAAAGGAGAUCAGGGUGUUGCAGGUGACCCAGGCCCCCCAGGGCCUCCGGGGCCCUCCGGGCUUCCUGGCCCUUCUGGGGGUGGAAAAGGUGAAAAAGGUGAGCAAGGAGAACCAGGCAAAAGAGGGAAGCCAGGAAAAGACGGGGACCCCGGAUUGACAGGUUUGCCUGGUUCUCCCGGUGAUCCUGGCAUGCAUGGCAUCCCGGGAAGAGAUGGAGAGAAAGGUCAAAAAGGAGAAACUGGUUUAACUGGCCCACCUGGACAGGUGAUUCCAAGGCCGGAUACUGGUACAACAGUGGGACCAAAAGGUAGCAAAGGUUUUGCGGGCUAUCCUGGAAGCAAAGGAGAUCGUGGUUAUCCUGGCUCCCCGGGCCCUCCUGGUUUACCAGGCACCCCAGGAGUUGCAAGGGUAGGUCCUCCUGGUCCACCUGGAUUAUCUGGUGAAAGGGGACAGAAAGGGGAUCAGGGCCUUCCUGGGAUCGCUAUACCAGGACAGCCAGGAAUUGAUGGUCAACCAGGGCGCCCAGGACCACCAGGGCCCCGGGGACCACCAGGGUCAACCAUUCCACCUGCUGGUCUGAUUUGUGAACGAGGACUUCCUGGCCCUGAAGGAACCCGAGGAGACCAAGGAUUUCCAGGGGAAAGAGGCCAGAAAGGUGACAAGGGUGACACCUGCUUUAACUGCAUAGGAAGUGGCAUCCCGGGCCCUCCAGGGCAAAAAGGCUUUCCGGGGCUCCCUGGAGAUCCAGGGUCUCCUGGUCUUCCUGGGUCAAAAGGUGACAAAGGCGUUUCUGGUGUAAUUGGAUUUAUUGGGCCUCAAGGUCCUCCCGGACCCCAAGGUUCUCUUGGACGUCCUGGUGCUAAAGGUGAUCCAGGUGACAUGAUUGGUUUCCCUGGAAUGAAAGGUGAAAAGGGAAAUUCAGGUUUCCCAGGUCCUCCAGGGCUGCCCGGCUUAGAUGGUUCUCCGGGGAAAGAUGGAAUCCGAGGUUAUCCUGGAUCCAAGGGCGAGCCAGGUAGCAUUGCUUUCAAAGGAGACCGGGGCCCUACUGGGGAUUCAGGUCUUCCUGGACUCAGUGGAGAGCGAGGGCCUCCAGGACCUCCCGGAUUUGGACCACAAGGUCCUCCAGGAGACAAGGGGCUGCAAGGCGUUCCUGGACGUCCAGGUUCCCCAGGAGCUCCAGGGCCCAAAGGCGAACCUGCUCAAUCUAUUCCCGAAAAAGGACCCCCGGGGCCUCCAGGCCCCCCAGGCAGAAAUGGUGAAGAUGGUUUUCCAGGAGACUCUGGUCAACCUGGAUCGCCUGGGUUGCCAGGAAUCCCCGGCCAAAAAGGUGAACCCGGCUUCCCUGGCAUUGGACUCCCAGGCCCACCAGGGCCCAAAGGUUUUCCCGGUGUAUCAGGUGAACCUGGACUUCCAGGAAACUCUGGAAGACCCGGAGCUGAUGGAACCCCUGGACUUCCUGGAGCGAAAGGACAAAAGGGAGAGCGAGGAUUUGGCGUUCCAGGACCCACAGGGCCACCUGGGCCACCAGGUUUCAAAGGAGCGCAAGGUGCCAAAGGAGUGCCCGGCUUCUCAGGAAAUCCUGGCUCCCCAGGACAGCCAGGUUUUGAUGGAGCUGUCGGAGCUAAAGGUGAUACAGGACCACGUGGCCAGCCUGGACUAGUUGGACCUCCAGGGAUUCCAGGAGCUGGUGGGCAAGGACCACCUGGACCACCUGGUCUUCCAGGACCAGCAGGACCACCAGGAGUUCAAGGCAUCCCUGGUAUGAAAGGUGAUCCUGGGCCACCAGGAUUUGAUGUUCCCGGUCCUCCAGGUGACAGGGGCAACCCAGGUUUUUCUGGAUCACCUGGUCUUCCAGGUGGACCAGGUUCCCCUGGUUCUCCAGGACGAGAUGGAACUCCAGGCAUACCAGGAAGCAAAGGCGAGAUGGGAGUGAUGGGGGCACCUGGUCCUCAGGGAACAUCUGGAUCUCCUGGCAGAAAUGGCUUUCCUGGCUCCAAAGGCAAUGAUGGUUUAUCAGGACAACCAGGACAACCAGGACUUGCCGGACAAAAAGGCAGCAAAGGGGAACCUGGUUUGCCAGGAGUUCCGGGAAAAUUUGAUGUUAACCUAUUGGGUUCCAAAGGAGAAAAGGGGGAACCUGGAGAGAAAGGUAACCUUGGUCUGACCGGUCAGAAGGGUUAUCUAGGCCUCCCAGGUGACCCAGGGCCCGCUGGAUCAGUUGGACAGCCAGGUGCAGCUGGAUUGCCAGGUCCCAAAGGAGACACUGGGAUUCUAGGCCCCCCUGGACCAGCUGGGCCUCCAGGACUUAAAGGUGCCAACGGCGAGAUGGGCCUGCCAGGUCCCACUGGCUCAAAAGGUUCACAAGGCAUCCCAGGGCGUCCUGGCCAGGCUGGUUCUCCUGGAUCACCUGGACUGAAGGGAGACAGGGGCGAUCCCGGUAUUUCAGGCAUCGGUAUUCCAGGUCCUCCUGGCCCCAAGGGUGAAAGCGGACUGCCUGGUUACUCUGGUUCUCCAGGCGCUAAAGGGUCCUUUGGAAAUCCGGGGUUGCCUGGCUCGACAGGCAGGCCAGGAGCCAAAGGUGAACCUGGCUUUCCUGGAUCCCCAGGGACACCAGGCGUUGCAGGACCAAAAGGUUUUGAUGGAUCUGCAGGAAGCCCAGGUGAUCCAGGGCCACCUGGACUUCCAGGUGAAUUUGGUCGCCCUGGCUCUCCAGGCCUUCUGGGGGGAAAAGGACAACCUGGGCAAGAUGGCAUCCCUGGACCAGCAGGGCAGAAAGGUGAACCAGGUCAACCAGGAUUUGGACUUCCCGGACCUCCAGGCCUCCAAGGACUCGCAGGUCAAAAGGGAGAUUCAGGCUUCUCUGGACCCCCAGGGCCUCCAGGACCCCCUGGUUUAAAAGGAGAAAUGGGCGCCAAGGGAUAUCCUGGCAACCAGGGCUUAGAAGGUCCUCCAGGAGUUCCUGGGCGAGCAUCAGAAGGACCUAAGGGUAACCCUGGAUCUCCAGGCAUCCCAGGACGGCCAGGUCCUCCAGGUCUUUCUGGGCCUGAGGGACCUCCUGGACCACCCGGGAUUGGAGGAGUGAAAGGAGAAAAAGGAAACUCUGGCCAACCUGGUCAGCCUGGACUGCCCGGACUGAAGGGUGAUCAGGGGACACCUGGAGAGUCGGUAAGUGAAAAAUGGGAGGGGCCAAAAGCUCUUGAUGUCUACCCUGUAUUAACUUGUGUGGGUUUUGGCUUUUCAGGUAUGAAGGGACCUACUGGACCUUUGGGACCUGCUGGCCCUGAAGGAGACCCUGGACCCUUUGGCUCCCCAGGUCCUCCAGGAAUACCUGGCCCGGCUGGAAAAACAAUUGUGAUUAAAGGUGAUCAAGGACCACCUGGUCUUCCAGGACAACCUGGAAUGAAAGGUCUAUCUGGACUUCCAGGACCUCCAGGUUUGCCAGGUUCAAUUGGUCUUCCUGGUGACUUUGGACAUGAUGGCCUUCCUGGUUUUGAUGGUCCAGUGGGGCGUAAAGGGGAGAGAGGACUCCCAGGCCAGCCAGGUCUACGUGGUUCACACGGACCCCCUGGCCCUGAUGGAUUGCAAGGUCCUCCAGGACAGCCAGGAACAGGUUCGGUUGCCCAUGGAUUCCUCAUAACUCGCCACAGCCAAACCACCGACAGCCCCUUCUGCCCACCGGGAACCAGCCGGAUCUAUGAUGGAUUUUCCCUUCUCUACGUACAAGGAAACGAGAGAGCUCACGGGCAGGAUCUGGGCACUGCUGGCAGCUGUCUCCGCCGUUUCAGCACCAUGCCCUUCAUGUUUUGCAACAUCAACAACGUCUGUAACUUUGCAUCCAGGAAUGACUACUCUUACUGGCUUUCUACUCCUGAGCCGAUGCCAAUGAGCAUGGAGCCCCUAACUGGAAAGAAUAUCCAACCUUUUAUUAGCCGUUGCACAGUCUGUGAAGCUCCUGCGAUGGUCAUAGCAGUCCACAGCCAGACCAUUCAGAUCCCCUCGUGUCCACAGGGCUGGAAUUCGCUAUGGAUCGGAUAUUCAUUCAUGAUGCACACCAGUGCGGGAGCCGAAGGAUCCGGACAGGCCUUGGCUUCUCCUGGCUCCUGCCUUGAGGAAUUCCGCUCAGCUCCCUUUAUUGAGUGCCACGGCCGAGGGACCUGCAACUAUUACGCCAAUUCAUACAGUUUUUGGCUGGCCACUGUGGAAAUAUCAGAAAUGUUUAAUAAACCUCAAUCGGAGACUCUUAAGGCUGGCGACCUCCGGGCCCGUAUCAGUCGAUGCCAAGUUUGCAUGAAGAGGACGUAAUGCGUCAGACUUUACACCACAGCAACUGAGAAAUAUUUUAAUGCACUGUCCUUCAGCUAUAAUAUUGGUGCUAUUGUGGAAAAGGAGAAGAAGAAGAAGAAGAAGUUUGAAGAAGAGACACUCCCGUUGAUGCAGAUCUCAGUGCCUCUCCCUGAAGGAGAACCCCCAAAACCAACGUGUUGCAUUUUGGGGACCGGGGCGGGUUAGAAAUUUGGCUACUAAACGAAUUAAAGGAAUCGGUUGAAGGAACGAUGGAGAAGAUAGCCAAGGCAUCGGAAGAUUGGGAAGAUUGAAGAAGUCAACCUUUUUCCUGUAAGGACUGAAAAUGUGCUCUUUGCCAAAUUGACCCCCAAAAGUGAAGGUG